UUUCCAUUUUUACCCAAACUUGUUUAACCAGCUUUGAGUUAAGAGAACAGGAAGAAAGAACUGACACCUCCUUUCUGCAAAACAUUAUGCCAGGCGAAAAACUGGGAUCUGCUUAUUCACGCAAUUAAUUCAAGCUAAUUGUCAUCCUCCUCUUUGAUAUCCUGGAAUUGUGUGUUUCUGUCAGUAAAAGUUUGUAACGUGGCACUUGGCACUUUGUCAGCACAGCGUGUCUUUCUGGGAGGGCUCAUCUGGCAAGGGGAAACAUCCGUCCUGACGUGUGCGAGGGCCAGAUCCUGGGAUUUUCCAAGACUUCUUUUUCCACGCGGAAUUUCCCGUCUCGUGGAGGGCAGGCUAGUUGAGGGAAUAAAAGGCAGAGCAUUCCAGGGUCCAGACACUUGGAGCUGAACUUGAUUUUCAAGGCUGAGUUCAUCCACUUAGCCACAGAAAGCAGUCUCUGGGAAGCAGCGCAGAAGAAUUCUGUCACCUGGACACUGCAGCUGCAAACUCCAUCUGCUUAAAAGACAGAGAAAACUCUCAGAAGCAUGAUUUGCUUGCAGUUCCUAUCUCUUCUUACCUAUGGACUUACAGUGUUGCAGGGAGUGAAUGGAUGGACAUACCAUUAUUCAGACACAAACAUGACCUACAGGGAAGCAGAGCUGUGGUGCAGAAAAAAGUAUACUAACCUGGUUGCCAUCCAGAACAAGGAGGAAAUCAAACAUCUCAAUGCCUUCUUACCCUUCAAUCCGGGUUACUACUGGAUUGGAAUCAGAAAAAUUAAUGAUGUGUGGACCUGGACUGGAACUAACAAAGAACUGACAGAAGAAGCAAGAAACUGGGCUUCAGGGGAGCCAAAUGGCAAAGGGAACAAUGAGGACUGCGUUGAGAUCUACAUCAAAAGAGGGAAGGAUGAUGGCAAAUGGAAUGAUGAGCAGUGUGAGAAAAAGAAAGUCGCCUUGUGCUACACAGCUUCUUGCAACCCAUCUCUCUGCAGUGGCCAUGGAGAAUGCAUAGAGACUAUCAACAACCACACCUGUCAUUGCAACCCUGGGUUCUAUGGGCCUGAAUGCGAGUUUGUUAAGAGCUGUGGUCCACUAAAGAAACCUGAUCAUGGGAGCCUUGAGUGCCACCAUCCACUGGGGGACUUCAGCUACAACUCGUCCUGCACAGUUCAGUGUGAGGAGGGCUAUGAGCUGACUGCACUGGAAUCUGUUCACUGUACCUCUUCUGGGGUCUGGUCUGCCCCCCUUGCAGCAUGCAGAGCUGUGACCUGUCCUGCCUUGGAAAUGCCUGUCCAUGGGGCUGUGAACUGCUCCCAUGCCUCUGUGCAGCUCACCUGGGGAACCACCUGUGAGUUCACCUGUGAGGAAGGAUUCACCUUGACAGGACCAGCUACACUGCAGUGUGGCUCUUCUGGGGCCUGGGACAGGCAGCAGCCAAGCUGUGCAGCUGUGAAGUGUGAGGCUGUCCCGUGGCCAGCAGAAGGCUCUGUGAGCUGUGACCACUCUUCUGCAGACCUCACCUCUGGCUCACGUUGUCAUUUCCAGUGCAGUGAGGGAUAUGUCCUGGAGGGCUCGUCCAGCACUGAGUGCCUGCCACAGGGACAGUGGUCACAACCAGUGCCCAAAUGCAAAGCUGUGACCUGUCCUGCCUUGGAAAUGCCUGUCCAUGGGGCUGUGAACUGCUCCCAUGCCUCUGUGCAGCUCACCUGGGGAACCACCUGUGAGUUCACCUGUGAGGAAGGAUUCACCUUGACAGGACCAGCUACACUGCAGUGUGGCUCUUCUGGGGCCUGGGACAGGCAGCAGCCAAGCUGUGCAGCUGUGAAGUGUGAGGCUGUCCCGUGGCCAGCAGAAGGCUCUGUGAGCUGUGACCACUCUUCUGCAGGCCUCACCUCUGGCUCACGUUGUCAUUUCCAGUGCAGUGAGGGAUAUGUCCUGGAGGGCUCGUCCAGCACUGAGUGCCUGCCACAGGGACAGUGGUCACAACCAGUGCCCAAAUGCAAAGUCAUACAGUGUGAACCACUGAGCUCUCCUGAGAAAGGCUCCAUGGAUUGCUCCCACGGGGCUGGGAUCUUCACCUACAACACUUCCUGCCACUUCAGCUGCCCUGAAGGAUGGAAUCUCAAUGGCUCUCGUGUUCUUGAGUGCAGCCAUUCAGGAAACUGGAGUGCCAGCCUGCCCACUUGUGAAGCCUCUGACCAAGCCAGCUACAUCUCUGUGGGCAUAGCAGCCACUUCUGCCUCUCUGCUGUCCACAGCAUCCUUCCUCCUUUGGCUUGCAAGGCGCUUCCGGAGAAAAGCGAAGAAGUUUAUUCCUUUCAGGAACUGGCAGGAAACAGCCAGUGAGGGUAGCUUCCAAAGCGCUGGCGAGAAUGUCUAAGUCAGGUGUUUCAGGAAUUGCAGCCACCUUCACUUACGUCUCAGAUUUCUGGAGAACGAAACUGCUUGCAAAUCAGCAGCUGUCCAGAUGUUUUUACCUCUUGCUGACAAGAUGAUUGACCUUGUGUAUGAUUCAGAAAUCUUGAACUCAAGCUGUCUGGUCUUUCCAUUGAAGACAAGCAAAAAACUCUGGCCUUCUGGCCAAAUCCUUCCUACAUUCAGCCAUGAAGUUAUCCUAAACUGGGAGCUUGCCAUCUCCUGUUCAGAUGCUGAGCAAAUAGUGCUCUGCUGCCUAAUGAGGAGGCUGGUUCCUCCUCUGCUCCACUCAAAGGUACCGAGGUGAGGUGAAGACAUGCAUUAUUUCACAUCACUUACUACACUCCUGGACGUGUCUCCUGUGGAGUCACAGGGGUUAUGCUUGCAGAAACAGAAGUAUCAGGAUGAAAAAAAUAUUCGCUGAACAGCUUUGAAACUAUUGAUCUGGUUUGUGGAAGUCAGUUUAUUUUGAGAUACCCCAGCCAAUAGAUAUGCCUGCAGUGAUAUGGGCAAUUAUUUGGGUUUCUGCUGCAUAUACAAGAAAACAUAGAUACUUUUUAUUAAACUAUAGCAGCACUAGGAACCAUAGUGCUUACACAAGGUAUUCUGAAUGCAGCAGGUAGAUCUGAAAUUAUCUCAUCCCUGUGGGAUUGUGUACUGUAAUAUGUGUAUAUACAUAUAUAUUUAUUUGUGCAGCUUUUACUGUGGAUAUUUCUGUGCUCUUAACUGUACGUGUAUUGUAAAAUACUUGUUCUUGAGUGGGUCUGUGGCUGUUGAGCAAUUGAUCAGAAUUUAUUUUAACAUAAAUUGGAGGUGUUUGUCAGGAUUGCAUGCCUGCAUGUUUACGAAUGAAAUGGAAGACUGAGAUUUGUGUGUUUUAUGUAUUAAAAAUAUGAUAUUUUUUGAACUGUUAAAAGUCUUCAUAUGAGAGACUCUCUUAAUUUAUGUUUAAGUUAUA
Molecule: messenger RNA, 3371 nt
Organism: Cinclus cinclus
Lineage: Eukaryota; Metazoa; Chordata; Aves; Passeriformes; Cinclidae
Gene: SELE
Product: selectin E
Exons: 14
Coding region: 543-2378 (611 amino acids)
Biological process (GO): leukocyte tethering or rolling; heterophilic cell-cell adhesion; response to cytokine
Cellular component (GO): external side of plasma membrane; membrane
Molecular function (GO): sialic acid binding; oligosaccharide binding
Source: RefSeq, a predicted model, not a curated record